AUGGAGGUGACAUUGUUUUUCCCACUGCUGCUGUUCUGCUCUUUCUCUACAGCUGAACCUCCGUCAGAGUCUGACAAUGACAUUAUUCCUCAUGGAGAACAAGCUGAUUACCAGGGAAGGAAAUCUGCAAAUGUCUCUUACCAGAGACCGACCUGUCCACAAGACAUCCAUGCUGUGCUGAGAGAGAUGAGCUCCAUGUUGGCUGAGCAGAAGGUAGAGCUGAGACACCUACAGAGAGAGAAUGAAGCACAAGCAGCCAAGUUGGGAGAACUGAAGCAACAGGACCUAGUACAAGCAGUCAAGUUGAGAGAACUAGAGGUGCAGAAGACUCAGCUGAACCAGGUGCAGCAACAGGUCCAAGAACAGGCAGGAGAACUGACUGCUGUUAAAGUUAAGACCAAUGUGACAGAAAACCAGGUGGAGGCUCUGAUGAGAGACAGAGAAGUCAAACAGGUGGCCUUCUCAGCCUCUCUGUUGGCUUCAGGCUCAGGAACCACGGGACCAUUUAACGCAAACACUAUUCUGGUCUUCAGACAUGUAGCCACAAAUAUUGGAAAUGCCUACAGCCCAAACACAGGUUUUUUCAUUGCACCAGUGAGAGGAGCCUACCACUUUGAGUUCUACAUAGGUGCACAUGGAUCUUCACAUCCCUCAGCUGCUGUGUUGGUCAAGAAUGGACAGCACAUUUUUAGUGCACAUGAACAUCGGCCUUCACAUUAUGGGACUUCUUCUAAUGGUGCUACACUGCACUUAGAGGUCGGAGAUGUGGUGUUUUUACGUCUGAGGGAGAACUCAAGGAUUUAUGACGAUGGAAAUCACUAUAGCACCUUCAGUGGUCACCUGCUUUUCACUAUGUGAGAAAAAAGUAUGUGUGCUUCUUCACUAAGUAUGUGUGAAUUGUAACAUUCUAGUUUUUGUGUUUCAUAUGUAAAUAAGCUUUGAAAAGCUUGUAUGGAUUAACAUCUGCAAGAGAUCACUGUCAUAGCUGCAGAUUCACUUUAUUCCUUCAAACGAAAACUUUCUUUAUGAAGACUUUUAAUUUUUUUUGCCUUAUAACCUUUACCUAAUUAUCACUGAAUCUCUGUUCAUUCUAAAUUGUCUAAUGUUGCUUUUGUAUCUUUUUCUGUUUGAUCAUUUUUUGUAUUGUUUCAGAACUUUGUUUUUAAAUUGAUUUAAAUAAAGCUUUUCUUACUUGUUUA
Messenger RNA from Solea solea (common sole), 1199 nucleotides. Its product is annotated as multimerin-2-like. Gene Ontology annotation, molecular function: protein binding. The transcript has 6 exons. The record is from RefSeq and is a predicted model, not a curated record. Bases 1 to 858 code for a protein of 285 amino acids. NCBI's taxonomy places the organism in Eukaryota, Metazoa, Chordata, Actinopteri, Pleuronectiformes, Soleidae.